Molecule: messenger RNA, 1470 nt
Organism: Entrophospora sp. SA101
Lineage: Eukaryota; Fungi; Glomeromycota; Glomeromycetes; Entrophosporales; Entrophosporaceae
Source: the annotation of a GenBank genome assembly
AUGCCAAUGAAAUUACCCAGUUAUCGGUAUCAACCGAUAACAGUUUCAUGUCAUCACACGACUGUUGCACAAAAAUCUUAUGGUAGUGAGAAAAGAUUUUUGUGUCCGCCACCGGUAGUAAUCUUUAAUAGACAACAAUCAUCAAACUAUAGCAACAAUAGUAAUAAUUUUAAUGUUAACCAAAAAAAACUUGAACUAUCGAUGGCAGUAUUAUGUGAAAGCGAUAUAAAUUCAUCAGAACAUAAAGUGUCACUUGACGACGAUAUGAAUGGUACAUUCAAAUAUUUGUACGUUAAUGGAACUGCUAAAUCUAAAACUUUUACACUUCAAUUGAAAUUAUUUGAAAAAGAAUCCUCGAUUCCACAUCUAACAAUUGAUUCAUCACCUGUUACUAUCAUAUCAAAACCAUCAAAAAAAUCAGCUAAAGCAAAAAAUAUUUCAUUAUGUAUUUUGUCUGGAUCUGAAGUUUCGCUAUUUAAUCGUAUCAAUUCACAAACUGUACGAACUAAAUAUUUGGAAAUUGAAAAUGGAAUAUUAUGCGCAACAAAUACUUCUUGUGCUUCCGGACCAUUAAAAGUUGAUGCAACACGAUCAUCCGAUGCUUGUACAAUAAGCUCAUUAUCACCUUUUCUAAGAUAUCAAUCAUCACGUAUAUUUCAAAUGCAAAAUGUAGAAUUCACAAAAGAACCAUUUAAAACAGCAUCAUCCCCAAAUAAAAAUAAUAAUGAAUCAAAUCCCAUUAUUGAAGAAAUUGAUGAUCACCUUUGUUGGACCAUUGUUGGAAUAUAUGAUAAGGUGGCCUUUAAAACGUUAAAGGAAUCUAUUGGCAGUGACGGCGAUUUUUGGCCAUUAAGCUCUAACGAUGCAAUUUCUUCUCUUGAAAGUAUUUCUACACUCGAAGAUCUCAAAAUUAAGAUUAAUAAUACAACAAUUAGUGGGAAUCAAAUUACUGUGCUGAAAACUGCUUUGAUAUAUCUUGCAUUCUUAACUGGGAAAUGGAAAUGGGAUCGAGAAGGAAGAAUUCUUGAUUUAAUUUAUCCCGCUUCUUUUGGCACUUUAUCAAGUCAACAAAAAUCCAUUGCUUUAAAAACUGUACUUUGCCAGAACCAUAAUAAUAAGGAUGAAGUCAUUCUCUAUCAGCCUAACAGUGGUUAUGUUUUUGGUGGUAAUUUUUUUGGUACGAUUUGUCGUGGCCUUGAUUGUUCAUCUUUUGUGUCUUAUUGCGUGGAUUCUUCUGCAAGAUUGGGUACAUGGCACAUGAAAUUAAUUUAUGAAAAAUUAUUAAAUGAUGAAAACAAAGAUGUCAAUGAUGCAGUUGUGAAAAAGACUUUUUCAGAAUUUGAAGCAAUUGAAAUUCGAGAAAACAUUGACAACAUUAUUCAAAAAGGAGAUAUUGUGAUUUGGAGAGGAUCAUCCGGACAUACCGCAAUCUUUAAAGAAUGGAUUUCUAAAAGAAAACUUUUGUUCUAA